Penicillium robsamsonii is the source of this 2967-nucleotide messenger RNA. RefSeq names its product 3',5'-cyclic-nucleotide phosphodiesterase PDE2 (gene pdeB). The record is from RefSeq and is a predicted model, not a curated record. Bases 1 to 2967 code for a protein of 988 amino acids. Gene Ontology annotation, biological process: signal transduction. The transcript has 2 exons. Lineage: Eukaryota; Fungi; Ascomycota; Eurotiomycetes; Eurotiales; Aspergillaceae. Gene Ontology annotation, molecular function: 3',5'-cyclic-nucleotide phosphodiesterase activity.
AUGUUUGACCGCGUGGAUUGCGCGGGUCUCUACAUCGAUGACCGAGUGCGGUCGGAGAGAUGGGUGCGCAGAAAUUCGAUCGAUGAAUUAACGAUAUCGUCCGAGGGUUCUUUCACAGCCCCCGAAGAACCGGAGGCCCUGCAGGCGGAUGUGGAGCAGCUGUUAGGAGUGUGCAACCAAGUUUACCUCUGCCACAACGGUUCCUCCUUUGCCACUAAGCUAGCCGAGCUCAGCGACCGGUCGGGCAGCGAGUGUAACCCAAUUUUUGCCUUUCUCGAGGUGGACUUCAGCGGCGAAGAGUCGAAUUUGGCCCGCCGAAAAGCCAGUCGCGCCUCGUGGUCAGAUAACGCUCCUCCAUCGCCGGGCUCCAUCCACCGCACCUUCACAUUCUCGACCCAGUCCGAAGAAGCACGGGGCCUCUCACUUAUAUCAGGUAUCUCAAACGAUAUUCAAGCCCAAGAAGGGCCGAAUUUGGUCAUCCCUAUUGCUAUCUUGCGUCUACCUACUCCCGAUGCACCCAGCGACAAUGCGGUUACCAGCCCUACCAGUCAACCUUCCCAAGGACCUAUCACGAUGGAGCAUAAGCAGAUCGCCCGCUGUCUUGAUGCCGGUGCCGUGGAUGUCUUGACCACUCCGCUAGAUCGGUCGCGGAUUCAAGCGCUCGUGGUUCAUGCCUACCGUACCCGUAAAGCAGCCCAGAGAGAGAUGACCCGAUUUCUCGCACGGAGAAAGCAACGAAAGCUUUCUUGGGUUGGUGUGCAUGAUGAGCAGCCGUAUUCUUAUCUAAGAGAAGCCAUGGUUUCAAAGCUCAUGAAAGGAAUUUGCAACCCAGAAGAAGUCAUAUAUGAUGAAUUCCAGGAGCAGGAUCUCAAUGUUGACCCUACGCGUAUCCCUUUUAUCAAACAGCAGGUAGGCAGUUGGAAUUUCUGCGCUCACGAGUUUACCGAGGACGAACUGGUCUUUGGUGCUUGCGAGAUGAUACAGCAUGCUUUCGCCAUGCCGGGACUGGAUACUUGGCGGUUGACCUCCGAUGAGUUGCAAACUUUCCUUCUCGCCUGCCGCGCCGCCUAUAACUCCUUUGUGCUUUACCACAAUUUCCGGCACGCGAUUGAUGUGCUGCAAUCCGUAUUUUGUUUCCUGCUACACAUUGGUGCCUUGCCUCCAUAUGCACCUAUUAGUCAAGUUUCUGUCUUCGAAACUCCCAUUACCUCCCUUCUCACGCCAUUCGACACCCUCACCCUUCUUAUUUCAGCCAUUGGCCACGAUGUUGGCCACCCAGGUGUCAACAAUUUUUUCCUCGUCAAACUCAACGCACCUCUUGCUCAACUCUACAACGACAAUUCCGUCUUGGAGGCGUUCCACUGCGCCGCCUUCUCCCAGAUUUUGCGUCGUCACUGGCCUGCGGCAUUCAAGGACAAUCAGCUGCGAAAGCUCCUUAUCAGCUCUAUCCUGGCUACAGACAUGGGUGUGCACCAGAAGUUCAUGCAGCGAAUGGGCUCAUUCCAAGAAAAGUUUUCCGAAAACGACCGAUCUGUUGAUGGCUGGAAGCCACAAGAUGUCGACAUGUACAAGACCCUCGUUUGUGGAUUGUUGAUCAAAUGUGCCGAUAUCAGUAACGUGGCUCGACCGUGGAAAGUUGCAAAGAAGUGGACGCAAAUUCUGCAAGAGGAAUUCGCCAACCAGGGCGAGAUGGAAAGGGAGGUUGGAAUGGAAACUGCGCUGUUCGGUGGGCCACCCGAAUUAGGGAACAUCUACAAACUGGCUACCGGUCAAAUUGGAUUCAUGUCAAUAUUCGCCCUGCCGCUAUUUGAAGGCAUUUCCGACCUUCUACCGCAGUUGCAAUUCACCACAGACCAUAUUCGUCGCAAUCAGGCACAGUGGCAAGAACUUGCUAAUGAGGACCUGAAGAAGAAAGGUCUGCCGAUCGAGAAACGGCCCGAGAUCACUGUUUCGCCUCGCUCCCAUAGCCCUGCAGUUACUGAAAAGCUGCUCCCCGCCCCAGGAGAUGACACAACCGAUGAAGUCACAUCUCCCGCGAGUUCAGACUCUAAUGCAUACAACGAAAACACCAUUCAACCUGUCGUGUCGCCAGACACCACAGGUCCUCAGAUUGAGAUCACAGGAAGUCCCCUUCUGCCGGCGGCUGAAAUGUCAUCUCGGAAGUCUUCUAGUGCUGUGCCGGAGCUUUCUUGUUUCUCCAUUCCAGGAAUCCCAGAGUCUGCCCGUGGGUCUAUUUCGACACAGCUACAUAGCCCCCUCACAGAAGCAAACCCUAGUACUGAGGAUCCGGCUGUUCUAGCCGCCGUCUUGUAUGCAAACGCAGCCUUCGGUGGUAGUCCUUCAUCAGGAGCAGCGGGGCCUGACCAUUCUUCGGGGCCUGUUGAGAGACCAAGCAGCUCGCGCCAAGGCUGUCCACAGGGCUCUCAACGGGGCUCCCAACGCCAUCAUGCGCACAACAGCUCAUCUGCUCGCACGGGUUCUAAUCGCAAUAGUUGCACACGGACGCAAAGCACCUACAGCAACGCCAUGACACCGAUCUCUCCCGCCACCAAUGCUUCGAGCUUUUUGGCUGUGGAUAGCGGCGACGAAAAGCGAGUCUCCGGGGAAAGUGCUGCGCAAAGUGAUCUUGGAGGACCUGACGACAAUAGCACACGUCCCAGCACAGCGGACGCGUUCCCUUCAGGUGUCUCAGAGCCCGCAGGCAGUUACAGCCCUGGUCGUAGCUCUAUCCUCGGCCGAGGUCAAACUCGGUCCGAAGAUGGUGCCAACAAAGACUUCUCCAGGCUGGGAGCCUACGGAACCCGCAGUCCAACCCAGUCGACGACUACCGGCGAGAGCAUCAAAAAUGAAACCCCACAAGCGGAUGACUCUGCUGCUCCCCGUAGACUUCCUAAGCGGAGGAGUCGGCUUCGACUUGCUUUUUGGAAGCGUCGCAACCAUUCGCACGAGGUCCGUGGCGAAACCUGA